AUGCCGGAAACUCUUUUCACAGAUAUCGGAGAACUCGAUUUUAUGUUCCCAGAAAGACAAAUUGAAUUGGACGAAUCCAUGCAAUGGAUCGAGAGCUCAGCUCAAAUGCUGCCAGACAUCCUCACACCGUUUCCUACGGGAGGAUACAAUUCCCCACCAUCUGACCUCGACCAGCGGUCCCUUGAUAUGACUGCUGUCGUUUCGACUGCUGUGGGCCAAAAAAGCCAUGUGGAGCCCAGCAAUGUGGCCACCAUAGAAGCUGACGGAUCCCCUGGAUUUUGUCAGGAAAGUGAGAGAGCUGUCAGCGAUUUCAUACAAUUGUUGUAUGUUGUGUUUCCAGUGAUCGAUCGCGACUCGGUUUACAGGCAACUUGCCGCUGGGGACGGGGAAGCCGACCCUCAAUUUCGGGCGUUGCUCUUGGCCAUUCGUAUGAUGAACCAGGCGAGACAGUGGAGGAUGACGGCGGCAAAGGACGCCGAAACGCCCCUGGUCGAGCUUAUCCGACAGGUCGAGGUGGAAAGAACGCGCACAGAUUUUGCCGAGAGCCCUUCUCUUGAUACUGUUGUCACCAGUCUUUUCCUCUUCUGCGGCUACAGCGUUCUUGAUCGCCACAAUCGCUCAUUUCUUUACUUGGAAGAGGCCAUCAACAUCCUGGAGAUGAUAUCGAUCUCUGAGACCAAUCUGGUGCCUAUCAGAAACCCGAGAUAUGCACGAAUCCAAAUGGUUUUGUUCAAUACCGAAUCGGCAACGUACUCCAUCUAUGGUCGGAGCCGACGGCGUUCCCGGCGAGCUUUCGACCCGCUUCAGAUCUACAGCCUUCUUCAGACCUCCAUUGACGGAGAUGAAUUGGAGCAGAGAGCAUAUGCGCUCCUCCGUCGGUUAACUCGCAUCCAUUUCAUGUCACUUCCAGGUUCUUCGAGAUAUCUCUUGGCACAACUUGGAUUGCAAUUGGCCAGGGACGAGUUCGGGAUGACUUCGCAGGAUUGGGCUUGCCUCCUCCAGGGCGCAUCGGAUACGAGUCACGACGAGCAACUCUUAGCGGGCUGGCGAAAGCAGACCGCUGACGUCCUCAUAUCAUAUCAAUGGAGAUGGCUUGAAUUCAUGGCAAGACAUGUUUGCCCAGACGGGCGACAAACAGCUCCUUCUGCAUUUUCCGAUUCAGAGCCGGAUUUCUUGCGGUCAUUCUACGACGGGGCGCUGACAGUUCUGUCCUGCACUAGUGCUCUAAAGAAUGGUGAACUUCGCAGCAUAGGAUUGGGCAAGCUGGUUGAUAUGACACUGAUAGUGCACAGGCUUGUAGGCAGUCAGCAUCUUGAGAGGGGACUGGACAAGUACAGGCACGUGUUGGUAGGAUUGAUCUCGACAAUAACCACGUGGGAUUUCGAGAAAGAAUUCUCUUUGGUGCUGGCGGACUGCAUCAAUGAAGUCACUGGACUCAGUGCUCCUCGACAAAGUCCCUGGCGUUUUGCGAGCGCCGAAGUGGACACCGAAGGCAUUGGGAGGAGCAACCUUGGAGUGAACGGCUUGCAACCUACAGAUCUGGAAGGGUUCCAUUUUUCUCGGCGGAUGGAUGGCUAA
Molecule: messenger RNA, 1578 nt
Organism: Cladophialophora immunda
Lineage: Eukaryota; Fungi; Ascomycota; Eurotiomycetes; Chaetothyriales; Herpotrichiellaceae
Exons: 1
Coding region: 1-1578 (525 amino acids)
Source: RefSeq, a predicted model, not a curated record